Caenorhabditis remanei is the source of this 1506-nucleotide messenger RNA. RefSeq lists its product as uncharacterized. The record is from RefSeq and is a predicted model, not a curated record. NCBI's taxonomy places the organism in Eukaryota, Metazoa, Nematoda, Chromadorea, Rhabditida, Rhabditidae. The transcript is spliced from 6 exons. Bases 1 to 1506 code for a protein of 501 amino acids.
AUGGUGGAUCUCAAGAAAAUGAAAUGGGUGUUUGUCAUCACUGUUAGUACUAUCUACUUUCUUACUUUUUUCAUUGUCCCCACUAUUUUGGAAGAUGGUGACCAGUAUCUCAUCAUGUAUGAUUCUUUCAAGAAUGAUCUGGCUGAUACUUUCUUUGGAGACCCUGUCACCAACACGGAUGCAUACAUUGUCAACACUUAUUACUAUCCGAAAUCUAAGUCGCUUGGAGAAAAUGCCCUGGCAAUGGUUUUAUUGAUGAAUAGGAAUACAAUGAGAGAUAUUACAAAGUAUAAGAUGCAUUUGGUGGCAACAAAUGGGUCAGGAUAUUCUGUCGAUAUUGUUCCGAAAAUAGUUGUGGAAUCCUACUCGGGUUGUGCAUAUGUGAAUGUCGUGGCGACAACUAAUUCUCUACCGAAUCUUUCUAAAUUAGAGAUCACAACCGGGGAAACUCGGAUGCAGAUACCAUUCCGCCAUGCCCGAAAAACUGCUCCAGCUCCAGUUGUCAUAUGUCUUUCACCUCAAUUUAUUUCUGAACAAUGGCAAAUAUUCGUGGCUCACGCCCACAUAUCUCGUCAUUUCGGUGGUCAUCUCCAUCUUUACAUUACGAGUAUACUUGAUCAAUACUUUGAUUUGAUCAAAGAAUAUGAAAAACAAGGAUAUGUAACAAUCGACUAUUGGAUGAGAAUGAAAUUUGAGAGAAAUCUGAAUUCCACAGAGCCGAAUUCGAAUGUCGAAUGGAGAAAUCAAGCAGGAGCACACACGGAUUGUCUGCUACAAUACAAGGAAGCUGCAUCAUUUGUCACAUUUUUCGACCUAGAUGACAUUCUGAUUCCACGUGGAUUCAACACUUACUUUGACGAAUUCUCCUCAUUUUUCUUUUUGAACCCUGAAAUUGUAACACUUCAAUAUCCGAAACGGGAGAUGAUGCUUCACAAUAAACCAAAUAUGUCUGAUAUGAACUUUCAAGAAAUCUUCGGACAUUCCUGGUUCGUCAAUCGGGAAGAUGCUGGAAAAAUAGUGGCAAGACCAUCAAGUUUGAAUUCAAUGUGGAUUCAUCGAUCAUUCAAUGUUCCCGAUAAAAAACUGCAUUUAGUGAAGAACAACUUUCUGUUGCACAUGCAAAAACCAUUUGAUACAGAUGGACAAGAUUCAGUUCCAUUUGGUAUGAGUAAUUAUGAAAUGAUGGAUGAUUUGAAAUUGAAUAUCUCAAUUUUGGAACCGAUUCAGAAAGAUUUUGAAAAAUUAAUGAACUCCACAGUUGUCCAAAGCAUUUCUGAAAGACUACCAACUCAUUCCUACUAUUUCGUAAUUCUAUUCCGUUGCUACUACAAGAAAGGAUACAUGUCAACUUGUCCAAAUAGUGAAGGAUGUUUGAUUCCUCAACGUUCCGAUAUGAAAUGUGUUCAUUCGGACGCCAAUUAUAAAUCUGGUCCUCAAAUGGAACCAAUCACAUAUCACUACCAUGAGAAUCCAAGGUGGUCCAAGGAUAUUGGAUGCUACACAUAA